AUGGAUAUAAAAACACUUCUAAACACAAAUGAUGAACGUCGCGGACUUACCAGUCCAUCCCUUUCAAGCACAACAAACGAAUCAAUUACUGAUUCGGAACCAAUCGUAGAUAAUGACCGCCCAUAUGAAUGUUCUUGGCCUGCUUGCGUGAAGGCCUUUUCACGUAGGUCCGACCUUGCUCGACAUCGACGAAUCCAUACAGGAGAAAGACCAUAUCAUUGUGAUUGGCAAGGAUGUGGCAAACAAUUCAUACAACGCUCUGCUUUGACAGUUCAUUUCCGAACCCACACAGGCGAAAGACCACAUAUUUGUGAAUAUCCAAAUUGUAGCAAUCUUCAUCAUUGGCCAGACAUAGAAGGACACAUACAGGCAAAAGACCUUAUGUUUGUUCACACUCUGGGUGCGGGAAGACAUUUACAAGACGAACAACUCUCACAAGACAUCAAAGAUCUCAUGAUCCCCAUUGGAAGGAGUAUAAUACGUGUAGCAUUUGAACCACGUAAACAACCAAAUUCUAUCCCUAUCACAAUGUCCCGCGGAUGUAAUGCUCAAAGCUACGGACCUCCAAGCCCUCCAAGUCCUCCUACACCCACUGAUAGUCAUAAGCCAGAAAUGUCUGUAGAUUAUCCUUAUCAACAUCAAUAUCCUUUGAUCGGCAAUUAUGUUCUUCCGGCCAUUAAUUGCUUAUAUUUACAACAGCCAAUGGAAACCAGUUUAACAUCCAGCACCCGUAUUACCGCAUUCAAGAAAGUCGUUAAAGAAAACAACAAUGAUUCAUACAAGUUCGGCUAUCCAUCUCCCGUUGAGGCUCCAUUGUCAUUACCUUCCACUCAUGACGAACGUGAUUUAUAUUAUGCCUCCUCCAUAAGAAUGACUUAUUAA
Molecule: messenger RNA, 882 nt
Organism: Funneliformis geosporum
Lineage: Eukaryota; Fungi; Glomeromycota; Glomeromycetes; Glomerales; Glomeraceae
Source: the annotation of a GenBank genome assembly